AUGGCCGACGCAGCUGCUCAGCAUACAGCUGAGGAGCCGCAGAGCGACGGCUCAAAACUCAAAACAUUCCUGUCCAUCCUGAGGAACCGAUCACAACUGCCCUUCUUGACGACUCGUGGCUUCAUUCGUGGCACGGCUAACGACAAUGGCCCAAAACGCAGGUUCAUAGGUGUAGCCGAUCUUGCCUCUGUCCGCUUCUCCCUGCCGUCGCAGCUUCUCGAGCCCACUCCCAACCUCGAAUACUGGAAUUACCUCGAUGCGCCCAACACCUUCAUCGCCAUCGGCACUUCUGACGAGCCGCUCGACCGGAUGCUGGAGGUACUACGUUUUUGGUUCACUAAAGACCUAAAAUACGCCAAGGGCCGGCCUUGCAAGCCCUACAACUCGUGUCUCGGCGAGUUCUUCCGCUGUAAUUGGGAGGCCGAAGACAACGCCCCGAGGAUCGAUACCAAUAAGCUGGGUCCCAAGAGGGAUAGCAAGCCUGGCAGUGGUGCGUCCAGUAUCAAGUCCGGGAAGCUUGCUGUUCCGGCAGGUCUGGGAUCUGGCGAUUCCAAGGCGGCCUCGACUGUCUCGGUGGCGCAGACCGGAACCGACCCGACCAAGCCCAAAGUGAGAGUGUCGUACCUGACCGAACAAACAUCACAUCAUCCGCCUGUGAGCGCUUUUUAUAUCAGCUGUCCCGAGAGGGGUCUGCAUGCUCGGGGCUUCGAUCAGAUCACUGCCAAGUUCACCGGCACCAGCAUCAAGGUCAUGCCCGGCGAGCACAACCUGGGCAUCUUUAUCACGGUCGAGAAGCGCGGCCAUGAGACCUAUCAACUCACCCACCCCGCCGCUCACCUUGGCGGCAUCUUGCGCGGCGCCCUGAGCGUCUCAGUAGGCGACAUGGCGUUCAUUACCUGCCCAGAGACGAAGCUCAAGGCUAUCCUCCAUUAUUACGAUGACGGCUGGCUGGGUCGUUCGACCAACAAAGUCGAAGGCAUAAUAUUUCGGUACGAUCCGGACAACGACGACAAAUCUCGCAUCCGUGAUGUCCCCGAGGAGGACAUUCUUGUUCGCCUUGGCGGAGUGUGGAAAGACAAGGUGGUUUUCACCCUUGGGCCCAAACCUAUAGACUCUCACCCGCCCGAGGAGCAAAUCACCAUCAUCGACAUUGGGCCUCUCAGUGUCGCACCCAAGUCCCUCCCGCCCAAGGACAAACAGUUGGAGAACGAAUCUCUGCGCCUCUGGGGUGGUGUCACGGAGGCCAUUCUCGCCAAGCAAUUCUCUCGUGCGACUACGGUUAAGCAGGAGCUUGAAGAGCGACAGCGAGAGAAGGCAAGACACCGCGAGCAGACUGGCGAGGUCUGGAAACCCGUCUUUUUCGAGCAGGUGACGGGGAACGGGGGCAAGCCGGAGCUCUCAGCCAAGGGCAAGGCGGUUCUAGAGAAGGCUCAAAGAGCAGAGUGGGACAUGCGGGAUAUCUUGGGAGACGUCAAAGCCUCCUCGUAA
This is a messenger RNA of Thyridium curvatum, 1488 nucleotides long. RefSeq lists its product as uncharacterized. Bases 1 to 1488 code for a protein of 495 amino acids. Gene Ontology annotation, molecular function: sterol binding. The record is from RefSeq and is a predicted model, not a curated record. Gene Ontology annotation, biological process: maintenance of cell polarity; exocytosis; endocytosis. NCBI's taxonomy places the organism in Eukaryota, Fungi, Ascomycota, Sordariomycetes, Thyridiales, Thyridiaceae. Gene Ontology annotation, cellular component: intracellular membrane-bounded organelle; membrane; cytosol. The transcript has 3 exons.